This is a messenger RNA of Tarenaya hassleriana, 2010 nucleotides long. RefSeq lists its product as uncharacterized. The transcript is spliced from 5 exons. The record is from RefSeq and is a predicted model, not a curated record. Gene Ontology annotation, biological process: protein modification process. NCBI's taxonomy places the organism in Eukaryota, Viridiplantae, Streptophyta, Magnoliopsida, Brassicales, Cleomaceae. Gene Ontology annotation, cellular component: mitochondrion. The coding region runs from base 476 to 1348 and encodes 290 amino acids.
AUUAAACUCGAACGAAAAAGAGUUGUAAUUCACAAACUUUGCAAGUGAAUAGAAUCAGUGGUUGUUUUUAAGAGUGCGUGUUCAUUUAUUUUUUCACCUUUCCUCUUGCAAAUGAAAUUUGAUUACUGUUAUUCGCUUUUAUAUCUCUGCGAUCGAAAUAAUCGAAAUCGCAGCUCUGAAAUCUUCUGGGUCUGGGCUGAAUUGUAUUCGUUUCUGGAAAAAGGAUCGGACUUUGUAUUCGACGUCACCUUAGACACAUUUCGUGGUGAUUUAUUUCCUCGUGAGUCAAAACAAACUUCAUUGAACAGCUGUUGCAAUCCUAAAUCCUGUCAGGUCUUCGGUUCUAGAUUGAUGUUUGAUGAUUCACUGGCAUCUGAGUUCCUCUGUUUUGUCAGAAUCUUGGUGGUGUCACUAACGGCUUUGGUGAUUGUAUCACAGAAAUUUUAGGGGAAGAGCUUGUAAUUGUAGUGCUAAGAUGAGUGUGAAUCGAGCCAAGGAGUUGGGGCUUCCAUUGAUGAAUCUCGUUAGAUUUAGAGGUAUACCAAUCUUGCAGCAGCUCCAUCUGGAAGAAAAGCUCCUCAGAACUUUUUCUGGUAAUUGGUGCAUCAUAAACGAUGGAACGAAUGCCCCUGCAAUUGUCAUGGGAAUGUCGGGGAAGCCAUAUGAACUUCUUGAGCUUGGAUCUGUUAUACGGGACCAGAUACCGGUUAUUAAAAGAUUUACUGGAGGCGGAACUGUGAUAGUGGACAAGGAUACUGUGUUUGUCAGUUUGAUUUGCAACAAAGAUGAUGUUCCUGGUGUCCAGCCUUAUCCUCGUUCUCUACUAUACUUACCAACCGUGUUGCAUAAAGUGGCCAGGACAAUUUGUGAGCUCGUUAGACGUUUUCUAGUUUCUGGGUUUUUCCUAGUGCCCCCAUGGAAGAUUUUCAUUUCAUCUUUUGUCGUUUUCGCGAGUCCAGAUUAUGUUUUUGGAGAUCACAAAUUUGGCGGAAAUGCUCAGUCGAUUACUAGGAAUAGAUGGAUUCACCAUACAUCCUUUCUAUGGGACUACAGUGUCGAAAACAUGGCUUACCUUAAGCUGCCUUCAAAAGCGCCCCAGUACCGAUUGGAAAGAGAUCACACGGAUUUUGUGUGUAGAAUGAAGGAUUAUAUGCAAAGAUCGGUUUUUAUAGAGAAAACCAUGAAGGCUGUGGAAACCCAUUUCACGUUGAAGCAAGUGAACUUAGAAGAGAUGGGUUCACAUGCGAAAGGAGAAUAUUUAGAGACCACGAGGCUUCUGACGAUGGAGGAACUCGAGCAAGCAAGGGAAGGCGCAAGCCAGAUUGAGAGCAUUGCUCAUGCUAGUUAAGUUUCUCAACAAGGAAAAACAGAUUUCUCCUAUUUUAAGCCCUUUGAUUCUCUGUUCUUAGGGUUCAGUUUCUGAUAUGCAUUAAUUGUGAUAUCUUCAAAAACAGAAAUUCCAAAAACAUAGAAGCAUUAAUUACAAAUACUACCUUGUUAUGCUAAUGGUUAAAGAACAGGGAUUAUCAUGGAUCAUGAUAAUGACAGGAGAGCCUUCAUCAUAAGAUGGUCCAGUCCUUGCAUUGAUGAACAGUUUCUCUGAUCACCUAUUUACCUAGUUUAGGAAGUUCUUGAUUAGUUUCUCAAGAGGCUCCUACCCCGAGAAAAUCUAUAAAUGUCGGAGGUGUGGUCGUCUCGAGAUAUCCGGUCACCAUUGUAGUUUCUGCAGCUGAAACGGUCGAUGAAACUGAUGAUGACGAUGAUGGUGGUGGUGGUUCGGGGAUGGGGAUGGGGAUGGAGACAGGUUUCAGUGCCAAGAAGGAAUCUGAAUUUGCAGGGAAGGUAGAGAAGUGGUGACGGAGACUCGGGUCCUGCAUCGUUUUACUCAAACGAUACCCUUUUUGGAGAUAUUGAGCUCUGAGAUUGCUGUCUGAACUUUCUCGCCAUGAGGACAUGCCAGUGAUUCUUCACGGCAUUGUCUGUUCUCCCGUGAAAAAGCCUCGAGAUCAU